CAUGAUUACUGGUCGUUUUAGAAGUCCAAGCGUGUGGCAUGCAGGUGUGUGCGAAAGCGUUCGAAGACGACGGCGUAUUCUGUGGUGCACCGGGUCGCGCUAAGCUCGUGUGACGGCUCGUGUGAUAAUCCUGUCGGUCGCUUGAACGUCGGUGUCUUCUGUCGCUGAGCGAGUAAGCCAUGACCACCGCCGUGAGGAUCAAGCGCAAAGCCGACGAGAGCCCUGCGGAAGCCAUCGUUCUGGCCACAAAGAAAUCGAAGGCCGCCGACACCGAGGGCGAGCCCGCUCAGAACUUCACGUUUCAGUACGCCGGAACCGUCGACACUCUUGGCGACGUCGAGGCGGCUAUCGAGCAGGUGAAAGAGGCAAGCCGUCACAGAACAGACCCGAAGAUCCACCCAGUUGACGUGCUGUCAAAGCUGAGAACGGAACAUCGUUCAGCCAGUAAAGAAAGCCGCCUGCGCUUGCUACUGCAGCACCGGGCGAUACUCGAGAAGCUUGGCUCGGAAGAAAUCACCGACGAAAACUUGGAGGCUCCGCGCAAGUCUUCGCACAGCUUGUUUCGUCUUUACGACGCGUUCGAUGAAGACGAGAGCGAGGACGCGAAGAAAGAUGAGCGGGCAAACGAAGCGAGCUUCGGAGGUGUCGUGCAAUGACGUUCCUAUGGUUCGGGAGACAGUCAAGGACACAGCGGUGAAUACUGAUUACGUGUACGACGUGUACUUUAACGACCUCCAUUGCGACUUCAUGGGUGAGGACGAGUUCAGCCUGUUCCGUUGCGGUCCACCCGAUUUCUUCGCAAGGGACCACGACACCGCGUAUGACUCCGAUACUGGCUUCGAUGCUCUCAAUGGGGAAGACAGUGAUGACAGCAAUGCCGAGGAUAACUGGAGGAACGACUACCCAGGACGAAGAACCUCACUUCCGAGGGGAACCAGAGUUGGAUGACACCUUCUUCGAUCAGUUCGACACAAGCGUUGUGAGCCAUCGGCUAGAUCACCUGAACUUCUUUGACGACGAUAGGUUACUGGAGGAGGAUGAUCCUCCAGCUGAGGAGGUCUAACGAACGUCACUUUUUGUAAAAAUUGCGUAGUUGUGUGUAAUAAAGUAGCUUAUUGUCUGACGGGAAAAAAA
Molecule: messenger RNA, 1134 nt
Organism: Rhipicephalus microplus (southern cattle tick)
Lineage: Eukaryota; Metazoa; Arthropoda; Arachnida; Ixodida; Ixodidae
Gene: fs(2)ltoPP43
Product: female sterile (2) ltoPP43
Biological process (GO): developmental process
Source: RefSeq, a predicted model, not a curated record